GACCCGCAAUAAACCUUCGCCACAGUCGGGGGCAAGAAACUUCGACAUUUUGGAUUUAGGCGAGUUCGGUCCAGUGAAAUAGACCCAUGGCUGACAGGGAUGACGGACAUGGGCAGGAAGAUCGUGCGGAAAAUAUGGAGGAGGAGGUGGAGGGUGACAUUGGUCGAGGGGGAGCUGAAGGCGGCGCAGGAGGAGGCGGCCGCGAGCAGGAGGUCGAGGCCAUCGAGGAGGACGUGGCCCGAGGUGGCCAGGGACUCCCUCCUCAGGGCCAAGGGGCGCCGCCCUUGCUCGUGAUGGACGAAGAGGAGCUGCCGCAGGAGUUGGUCCUGAUGGAGGAGGUGGAAAUUGAGGAAAUUUCAGAUGAAGACAGUUGGGCACAGUAUGAGAGUUGUGAGGAAUCCGAUGGGGGCAAUGGCAGUGGUGGAGAGGACAAUGGAGAACAGUUCGAUGCAACACUCCCUUCCAGACAUGUUUACCUCGGUGAAACCCAGGAACUCAGGGGCCGCACAGUCCAAGAUGAAAAUGACUACGUGACAAUACCUCUGCUACUGCACAACUCCCUCAUGAACCUUGUGCUCAUACCCACACAGACUCUUCCCAUGACCAUCUUCCAUCCCCUACAUGUGUCCAUGUUGCGAAACGUCAUUGCCAAGGACCGCACUUUUGGCAUUGUUCACACCAAACUGAACCAAGAUGGAAACUCUGAGAUGGCACGCUAUGGCACCACAGCUGAGAUAUAUGAGUACCAAGAAGAGGAGCUUACUGGAGCCCUGACCAUCAAGGCAAAAGGGAGGCAGAGGUUCAGGGUUAUGUCUACGAGACAAGAGACAAGUGGAUUAAUUGUUGCAAGAGUAAAGAUCUUACCAGAGAUCCGAAUGGAGUGCCCUUUUGAGAUGGUGCGUCUUCGGUCUCUAGACAAACUUACACUACCUCGCCCACAAGAAGACAAGCCCUAUGUUGCACAUUCUCGUGACUUAGUAACUGUGAGGACAGCAAACAGCUGGCUUGUAAGGGGAAGAAAUGCAUGGUUGACACCUUGGCCAUCCUGGGUUUAUAAUCAGUAUGAUGACCUCUUGCUUGCCCAAAGACUUGUCAAUGAAAUAAAGAAGACCACCAUGAUACAACCUAACUUGCUGAAAUUACCCCGAGACCCUCAGGAGUUGUCUCACUGGGCAGCCAUCAACCUCCCUCUUGAUGAUUCCCACAGACUCACCCUUCUUGGUCUUAACACACCAACACAACGUUUAAGAUACAUACUGUCUGUUAUCAGUAAGUGUAAAAUGUUGAUUUGUGUCCGCUGCAAUGAAGUGAUUGGUGAUACAGCAGAUAUAUUCUCUAUGUCUGUGGAGGGACCUCAGGGAACUUUCGUAAAUCCUGGAGGUUAUGUUCACGAAAUGUUAACUCUUACCAAGGCCACUAAUCUCACUUACAAUGGGCGACCAUCCAUACAGCACUCAUGGUUUCCAGGGUAUGCGUGGACCAUUGCCAAUUGCUCAAGCUGUCACAGUCACAUAGGAUGGAAAUUCAAGGCAACAAACCGGAAAUUGAAGCCCCAGAAGUUUUUCGGCCUUACACGAAAGGCAGUUAGAGCUAAGCUGUUUUGGGAAGGUGAUGAGGGGGGAAAUGAGACUUGUGAUAUGGGCAUGACUUCAGGUUGAUUGAAGCAUUUUGUGCAAACUUAACAGAUGCAGCACGUAAGGAAGGGAAUCAUAACAUGGAUACCAAGUUAAGAUUUAUUAUUGUAUAACUUUCUCUGUGUAUAGGAGUAUUUCUUGAUUGUUAUGUUGUUUAAACUCAGAAGUAGUUUUCUGUGGCACAUUGUGUAAUUGUGUCUACACUUUACAUGCAAAUAUAGUAAGUUUCAUCAUAGCAUAUAUUGUAGUGUAAUACAAUAUAUUACACCAUUAUCUUAUGUAAGACCUUGAAAUAUUUAAACUUUUUCUCAACAGUGUUAUGAAGGGUUGUAAUAUUAAUGAAUAUCUAGUCAUAAAGACUCAAGUGAACUGUAUAGCCACACAAUGUUUAGAUGCAGCAUUUGUGUUCAGAAUUUUACUGUUGGGUGAGAAAGUCAUGAUGUUGAAAUGUGCCCAUUCACUGUUUUCUUGUUUAUGAUAUUAAUUCAUUUUUAUUCUUCUGAUAUUUGUGUUCCCCUUACGUAAUGUGAUGUAUUUUUUUCCAAGCUUU
Penaeus indicus is the source of this 2184-nucleotide messenger RNA. RefSeq names its product protein cereblon-like. The record is from RefSeq and is a predicted model, not a curated record. The transcript has 9 exons. The coding region runs from base 87 to 1658 and encodes 523 amino acids. Gene Ontology annotation, biological process: protein ubiquitination. NCBI's taxonomy places the organism in Eukaryota, Metazoa, Arthropoda, Malacostraca, Decapoda, Penaeidae. Gene Ontology annotation, cellular component: Cul4A-RING E3 ubiquitin ligase complex.